Molecule: messenger RNA, 2589 nt
Organism: Neomonachus schauinslandi (Hawaiian monk seal)
Lineage: Eukaryota; Metazoa; Chordata; Mammalia; Carnivora; Phocidae
Gene: DDR2
Product: discoidin domain receptor tyrosine kinase 2
Exons: 16
Coding region: 40-2589 (849 amino acids)
Biological process (GO): cell surface receptor protein tyrosine kinase signaling pathway; protein phosphorylation; positive regulation of kinase activity
Cellular component (GO): membrane; signaling receptor complex
Molecular function (GO): protein tyrosine kinase collagen receptor activity; collagen binding; ATP binding
Source: RefSeq, a predicted model, not a curated record
GUUCCAACACCAUCUUCUGAGCUGACCUCCGUUCCCAGGAUGCCCUUGGUGCUGCUCCUGCUGCUGCCCAUCUUGAGUUCUGCAAAAGCUCAGGUUAAUCCAGCCAUAUGCCGCUAUCCUCUGGGAAUGUCAGGAGGCCACAUUCCAGACGAGGACAUCACAGCUUCCAGUCAGUGGUCAGAAUCCACAGCUGCCAAAUAUGGAAGGCUGGAUUCAGAAGAAGGGGAUGGAGCCUGGUGCCCUGAGGUUCCAGUGGAACCCGAUGACCUGAAGGAGUUCCUACAGAUUGACUUGCACACCCUGCACUUUAUCACUCUGGUGGGGACCCAAGGGCGCCAUGCUGGGGGCCAUGGCAUUGAGUUUGCCCCCAUGUACAAGAUCAAUUACAGUCGGGAUGGCACUCGCUGGAUCUCUUGGCGGAACCGGCAUGGGAAACAGGUGCUGGAUGGGAAUAGUAACCCCUAUGACAUUUUCCUAAAGGACUUGGAGCCACCCAUCGUGGCCAGAUUUGUCCGCUUCAUUCCAGUCACUGACCACUCCAUGAAUGUGUGCAUGCGGGUGGAGCUUUAUGGCUGUGUCUGGCUAGAUGGCUUGGUGUCUUACAAUGCUCCAGCUGGACAGCAGUUUGUACUCCCUGGAGGCUCCAUCAUUUACCUGAAUGAUUCCGUCUAUGAUGGAGCUGUUGGGUACAGCAUGACUGAAGGGUUGGGCCAGCUGACAGAUGGGGUGUCUGGCCUGGACGACUUCACUCAGACCCAUGAAUACCAUGUGUGGCCGGGCUAUGACUAUGUGGGCUGGAGGAAUGAAAGUGCCCCCAGUGGUUACAUCGAGAUCAUCUUUGAAUUUGACCGCAUCAGGAAUUUCACGACCAUGAAGGUCCACUGCAACAACAUGUUUGCCAAAGGUGUGAAGAUUUUUAAGGAGGUGCAGUGCUACUUCCGCUCGGAGGCCAAUGAGUGGGAACCGAACUCCGUGUCCUUCCCCCUCGUCCUGGACGACGUCAACCCCAGUGCUCGGUUCGUCACCGUGCCCCUCCACCACCGCAUGGCCAGCGCCAUCAAGUGCCAAUACCACUUUGCUGACACCUGGAUGAUGUUCAGUGAGAUCACCUUCCAAUCAGAUGCUGCAAUGUACAACAACUCUGGGGCCCUGCCCACCUCACCUGUGGCACCCACAACCUAUGAUCCAAUGCUUAAAGUCGAUGACAGCAAUACCCGGAUCCUGAUUGGCUGCUUGGUGGCCAUCAUCUUCAUCCUCCUGGCCAUCAUUGUCAUCAUCCUCUGGAGACAGUUCUGGCAGAAAAUGCUGGAGAAGGCUUCCCGGAGGAUGCUGGAUGAUGAAAUGACAGUCAGCCUUUCUCUGCCCAGUGAGUCCAGCAUGUUCAACAACAACCGCUCCUCAUCACCAAGUGAGCAGGAGUCCAAUUCCACUUACGAUCGCAUCUUUCCCCUUCGACCUGACUACCAGGAGCCAUCGAGGCUGAUACGAAAACUCCCAGAGUUUGCUCCAGGGGAGGAAGAGUCAGGCUGCAGUGGCGUUGUGAAGCCGGCCCAGACCAGCGGGCCCGAGGGAGCACCCCACUACGCAGAGGCUGACAUUGUGAACCUGCAGGGGGUGACUGGAGGCAACACCUACUCAGUGCCUGCUGUUACCAUGGACCUGCUUUCAGGGAAAGAUGUGGCUGUGGAAGAGUUCCCCAGGAAACUCCUAACGUUCAAGGAGAAGCUGGGAGAAGGCCAGUUUGGGGAGGUUCAUCUCUGUGAAGUGGAGGGGAUGGAAAAAUUCAAAGAUAAAGAUUUUGCCCUAGAUGUCAGUGCCAACCAGCCUGUCCUGGUGGCCGUGAAAAUGCUUCGAGCAGAUGCCAACAAGAAUGCCAGGAAUGAUUUUCUUAAGGAGAUAAAGAUCAUGUCCCGGCUCAAGGACCCAAACAUCAUCCGCCUCUUAGCUGUGUGCAUCACCGACGACCCUCUGUGCAUGAUCACUGAGUACAUGGAGAAUGGAGAUCUCAAUCAGUUUCUUUCCCGCCAUGAGCCCCCCAGUUCUGCCUCCAGCAACGCACCCACUGUCAGUUAUGCCAGCCUGAAGUUUAUGGCUACCCAGAUUGCCUCUGGCAUGAAGUACCUUUCCUCCCUUAAUUUUGUCCACCGAGAUCUGGCCACACGAAACUGCUUAGUGGGUAAGAACUAUACCAUCAAGAUAGCUGACUUCGGAAUGAGCAGAAAUCUGUACAGUGGUGACUACUACCGGAUCCAGGGCCGGGCAGUGCUCCCCAUCCGUUGGAUGUCUUGGGAGAGCAUCUUGCUGGGCAAAUUCACGACAGCGAGUGACGUGUGGGCCUUUGGGGUGACUCUGUGGGAGACAUUCACCUUUUGCCAGGAGCAGCCCUAUUCCCAGCUGUCAGAUGAGCAGGUCAUCGAGAAUACUGGAGAGUUCUUCCGAGACCAAGGGAGGCAGACUUACCUCCCCCAGCCUGCCAUUUGCCCUGACUCUGUGUAUAAGCUGAUGCUCAGCUGCUGGAGAAGAGACACCAAGCACCGUCCUUCAUUCCAGGAAAUCCACCUUCUGCUCCUUCAACAAGGGGACGAGUGA